UCUAGAGACUGAGAUCAGAAAUCACGAGAAAAUGACGACGAUUUCCGAUCUUCCAUACGAUUUGUUACCGGAGAUACUCUCUAGACUUCCGACCAAGUCUAUACCGAAACUGAAAACCACUUGCAAAAAAUGGUACGCUUUGUUCAAAGAUCCGAAAUUCGUCGAGAAGAAGUUGGGUAAAGCAGCAAGGGAGACGGUGUUUCUGAUGAAUCAUGAGGUUAAUUCGAUUAGCGUAGAUAUCCAUGGAAUUCCAAAAGGCUAUUCGGUAUCCAUGGAUUUUACAGGUACACUCACCAUACCCGAAGGUUCAGAUUUGGAAAUAUUUCGAAUCCAUCACUGCAAUGGUUUGUUCUUAUGCGCCACAAUGAACUGUAGACUCGUAGUUUGGAACCCCUGUACCGGUCAAAUCACAUGGAUCAUACCUAGAACUCGUUACGAUAGUGAUGAUAUAUAUGCUCUAGGAUGUGGUGACGACAAAUCAUCUUCUUUACAUAGCUACAAAAUCUUGAGGUGUUGCGAUGACAAUCAGAAAAAACCAGUGUCUGAAAUCUAUGAUUUUAGUUCUAGUUCAUGGAGGGUUCUUGAUGGCGUCACUGCAAAUUGUUUCAUAGAAUGUAAUGGCGUGGCUUUGAAGGAAAGUGCUUACUGGUAUGCUUCAGAUAAAAGAGAAACUCCCAAGGGUAAAUUCAUACUCAGGUUUGAUUUUGCAACGGAGAGAUUUGCACGUCUAUGUCUUCCCCUUAAUUUUCAGAGGGAUCGUGAUAAUAAGAGUGUGGUUGUGUCUGUUGUUGGAGAAGAGAAGCUUGCUUUGUUACAGCAGUUCGACCAUAGGGUUCAUGGUUUGAAAUAUUCUAAGAUAAAGAUAUGGGUGACCGAUACUAAGAUCGGUGAGGGCAAAGACUUGUCGUGGAGCAACAUCUUAGUAGAGGAACUUGCUGACGAUAAUCUACCAAGUGUAACGAGUUUCCUGUUGGACGAGGAGAAAAAAGUGGCAGUGUGUUCUGACGCAGUGUGUUCUGAUACAGACACGGAAGAUGAAGAUAGGAGAAGAAUCUACAUUGUUGGAGAAGGUGUAGAUGAAUUCGUCUAUGAUGAAGUUUCAACGGAAACAUCCCACAAUUGGCCAUUUCUCGUCAGUUAUGUUCCAAAUCUGGUUCACAUUGAGAAAGAUGCACCCAUAGUCGAAGUGUAAAGGAAAAGGAAACGGCAAAAGCACAACAAUACCAAUCAAGCUAGAAUCGACGAAAGAGAAACAGAGGAAUGAGGAAGAUAAAGUGAAGAUGGGCUCAGAAACAUUACAAAGGCCCAAAACGAUUGAAAAGAAGCCCACAUAUUUCAAGCCCCGACAUUCAACAAAAGUCAAGCUUCACUCUCAUGGCAAAAGCAUAUGUUCAAGGAGACAGCCAAAUGAUACUAUCUAACCGUUAUGAAGCUCUCAUGGCUCUUUGUUGAUGACAAGAUUAACAGCUGUAAAAAGAGAAACCCUAUAAUGAGUAGUCUAUAUAAAGUACCUCAGUUGUAAUCGAAAUUCACUAUCAGAUAAAGAUCAAUAAGAAAAG
Messenger RNA from Arabidopsis thaliana (thale cress), 1559 nucleotides. Its product is annotated as F-box and associated interaction domains-containing protein. The record is from RefSeq and is marked reviewed. NCBI's taxonomy places the organism in Eukaryota, Viridiplantae, Streptophyta, Magnoliopsida, Brassicales, Brassicaceae. The coding region runs from base 32 to 1192 and encodes 386 amino acids. The transcript has 2 exons.